UCCCGGCCGCGCCCGCUCUCCGCGCAAGCUUGCGACUCCAUGACAAACAUGCUCCACUACAAAUUAUCUUAAAAUAUAGCAUAGCUGAGACCUAAGGUCGGAAGCGCGCUCCCAUCAUCUCAUGUGCUGGUGGACAGCACGUUAAGGGCCGGACGCGCCGAGCCGUCUGUCGAGGCUCGCGUGUCGAGCAGUCGCUGGCGACGGCCGUGGUGCGGGCCGCGCCAUCCGAGCUUGCAGAGUUAAUUUGACGUAGCCGUAGACAUUCGAUCGCGUGUGCGGUGCAGUGUUGGUGUGACGCGAGUGAGUGCUCGUAUUGAGCGAUGCGAGCGCUGGUGCCGCGGGCAGUACGAAAGGUGGACGGCCGCCGCCGCUGCUGCUAAGUGGAUUAUCUCGAGCUGAGCAGCGCCGUGGCCUGCUGCCGCGAGCCCUACUUCUGCUGGAUGGUCGCUCACACACGUAAACAAUAGUAUCGAUCUCGACAGUGACUGCCACCGUUGUGUGGCGUGGUGAGUGAGAUGGCGGACGGCAUGUGACAUCACGGCGCCAGGCUAGCGGCGGCAUGCCGGGCGGCCGCCGGGGGCUCGUGGCCCCGCAGAACACCUUUCUCGAGAACAUCAUCCGGCGCUCCUCCUCGCAGCCAGACAGCAGCUUUCUGUUGGCCAACGCACAGAUCGUGGACUAUCCGAUCGUGUACUGUAACGAGACUUUCUGCAAGAUGAGCGGCUACAACCGAGCGGAGGUCAUGCAGAAAUCAUGCAGGUGCACGUGGAUGUACGGCGAGCUGACGGAGAAGGAGGCGGUGGAGCGAGUGGACCGCGCCCUCGACCAUCACCUCGCCGACCAGUUCGAAAUCCUGCUGUACAAGAAGAACCGCACGCCACUAUGGCUGCUGGUCCACGUGGCGCCCAUCCGCAACGAGCGCGAGCUGGUGGUGCUGUUCCUGCUCACGUUCCGGGACAUCACGGCGCUUAAGCAGCCGAUCGACGCAGACGACCCCAAAGGAGGGCUGUCCAAGUUCGCGAAGCUGGCGCGCUCGGUGACGCGGUCGCGGUCCGUGCUGGUGUCGGCGCUGCCGGCGCUGAAGGAGCCGCAGCGCGCGAGCCACCUGGCGCAUGUGAUGUCGCUGUCGGGCGACGUGCUGCCGCAGUACCGGCAGGAGGCGCCCAAGACGCCGCCGCACAUCCUGCUCCACUACUGCGCAUUCAAGGCCAUCUGGGAUUGGAUCAUCCUCUGCCUCACCUUCUAUACGGCCAUCAUGGUGCCCUACAACGUGGCCUUCAAGAACAAGACGAGCGAAGACGUGUCGCUGCUGGUGAUCGACUCCAUCGUGGACGUCGUCUUCUUCAUCGAUAUAGUGCUAAACUUCCACACCACCUUCGUGGGCCCCGGCGGCGAGGUGGUCAGCGACCCGAAGGUCAUCCGUAAGAAUUACUUCAAGUCGUGGUUCCUGAUCGACCUGCUGUCAUGUCUUCCGUACGACGUGUUCAACGCGUUCGACCACGACGAGGACGGUAUCGGCAGCCUGUUCAGCGCUCUGAAGGUGGUGCGCCUGCUGCGCCUGGGCCGCGUGGUGCGCAAGUUGGACCGGUACCUGGAGUACGGCGCCGCCAUGUUGAUCCUGUUGCUCUGCUUCUACAUGCUGGUGGCGCACUGGCUCGCCUGCGUCUGGUAUAGCAUCGGUCGCUCCGAUGCCGACUCGGGCCUGCAGUACUCGUGGCUGUGGAAGCUCGCCAACGUGACUCAGAGCCCGUACUCGUACGUGUGGUCCAACGAAUCCGACGGGCCCGAACUCGUCAACGGCCCAUCGCGCAAGACCAUGUACGUGACCGCGCUCUACUUCACCAUGACCUGCAUGACCUCCGUGGGCUUCGGCAACGUCGCCGCCGAGACCGAUAACGAGAAGAUCUUCACCAUCUGCAUGAUGAUAGUGGCAGCCCUGCUGUACGCCACCAUAUUCGGCCACGUCACCACCAUCAUCCAGCAGAUGACCUCCGCCACGGCCAAGUACCACGACAUGCUGAACAACGUGCGCGAGUUUAUGAAGCUGCACGAGGUGCCCAAGGCGCUGAGCGAGCGCGUCAUGGACUACGUGGUGUCCACGUGGGCCAUGACCAAGGGACUGGACACCGACAAGGUGCUGAACUACUGCCCCAAGGACAUGAAGGCGGACAUCUGCGUGCACCUGAACCGCAAGGUGUUCAACGAGCACCCCGCGUUCCGCCUGGCGUCGGACGGCUGCCUGCGCGCGCUGGCCAUGCACUUCCAGAUGUCGCACUCGGCGCCCGGCGACCUGCUGUACCACACGGGCGAGUCCAUCGACUCGCUCUGCUUCAUCGUCACGGGCAGCCUCGAGGUCAUCCAGGACGAUGAGGUCGUCGCUAUUCUCGGUAUGUGGAGUCCCGUCUUCCGCUUUACCUAUCCCGAAUUACCUGGACUCGGCUUCGAUCAUAUACAAGGAAUUUGGCGCAUGGACCGACACAAUUUUUGUUGA
This is a messenger RNA of Spodoptera litura, 2491 nucleotides long. RefSeq names its product potassium voltage-gated channel protein ether a go-go (gene eag). Gene Ontology annotation, biological process: regulation of membrane potential; potassium ion transmembrane transport. Lineage: Eukaryota; Metazoa; Arthropoda; Insecta; Lepidoptera; Noctuidae. The record is from RefSeq and is a predicted model, not a curated record. Gene Ontology annotation, cellular component: voltage-gated potassium channel complex; plasma membrane. Gene Ontology annotation, molecular function: voltage-gated potassium channel activity.